AUGCCAGACACAGAGCCUACCAACAAUACAAGUGAUGGCGGAAAUUCAAAAAAUUUAUUGCCCUACAUGACAAAAAUUUCAUCAAUGCUGAAACAGUUGGGAAUGUUGAAAAAAUCCCUUACAACGGCGCAGCUUAGUGAAUAUGAUGAGGCAGAUUUGUCCGUCCGUCUUGACUAUGUAGAGCAGAUAGGCGCCUCAUUCGAAGAGGCUCAGUCAGCAUUGGAAGAGAUGGUAACGGCCGAAAUGGAAAGUGAAGAAAGGAUGAAAUUUACCGCCUUGUAUUUGGAUGUCAAGGCCAAAUUGACUCGACAGAUGAAUUCCAUCCGUAGAUUGGAAUCAAAUCCCCGGUCUUCGACUGUGCGCCAAUUUUCUGUUGAUGGAGGUCCAUUUUCUGAAAAUUCAUCCUCGACACGCAAAACACGCCUACCAGAGAUCCAGUUGCCAAAGUUUGGUGGAGCUUAUGCUGAUUGGCCGAAUUUCUUUUCACUGUUCUCAACAAUUGUCGACAGCAGCGCAGAGCUAAGUGACCUGGAAAAAUUCCAUCAUCUGCGCUCAAGCUUAACAGGUGCCGCCUUGGACACAAUUUCAUCGUUGGAGCUAAACGAAAGAAAUUAUAUGGAAGCGGUAAAAUUGUUGAAGAAUCGUUUUGAUAAUAAAUUGUUAAAUUUUCAGACCCAUAUAAAGGCCAUUUUUUCGCUGAAAGCUGUGGAAGUUUCCCCAGCCAUUGGUUUGCGCCAGCUUAGUGACAAAUUUAAUUCGCACCUGCGAGCCAUGCAGACGAUUGCCAGUAGAGACCAAAUUGCAGAUGGGCUCUUAGUAUAUUUAGCUGCCACUAAAAUGGAUAGAGAUUCCCAAAUUAAGUGGGAGGAGAGCCUGGCUGUGAAUGAAUUGCCGUCGUGGCAGUCCAUGUCAAGUUUUUUAGAGCAAAGAUGUCGUAUGCUGGAGAACUUGGAGAAUUCCGUGGUUUGUGCCGGCUCUAUUCAGCAAAACAACAAAAAGCAAUCAUUUAAAAAUCGCCACGUACAUGUGGCCUCUGGAAGCUUUUCUCCUUUGUGUGCUUUUUGUGAUUCAAUGGACCACUACAUUGUCAAUUGUCCACCUUUCAGCAAUCUCUCCCCAUCUCUUCGUUUCAAAGAGGCAAAGCGUUUGAAAUUGUGCCUCAAUUGUCUUCGGAAGGGCCAUGUGUUAAAAAAGUGCAAUUCGGGCUCUUGCAGGCAAUGCUCUUCAAAACACCACACAAUGUUGCAUAUGGACCAAACGCCGUCAGCCCAGCCAUCUGUUGUAGUGGAACCAUCUAUAUCCCAAUCAGUUCUUGUUUCGUCAGCUGAUUCAUCUGGAAGGUCAGCAACCACGGGUGGAACCGUCCUGUUGGCAACAGCUAUUGUCCUCGCCAAAAACAAGUUUGGGAAUUUUGUGCCGUGUCGAGCAAUUUUGGAUUCUGCAUCCCAGUUGAACAUGAUUGCAAAUCGUUUUGCAAAGACUCUUGGCUUAAAUUGUAAUCGAGUCUCAGCCACAGUUUACGGCAUAGGUGAUGUGUAA
This is a messenger RNA of Stomoxys calcitrans (stable fly), 1539 nucleotides long. RefSeq lists its product as uncharacterized. The transcript has a single exon. The record is from RefSeq and is a predicted model, not a curated record. The coding region runs from base 1 to 1539 and encodes 512 amino acids. Lineage: Eukaryota; Metazoa; Arthropoda; Insecta; Diptera; Muscidae.